This is a messenger RNA of Mus caroli (Ryukyu mouse), 801 nucleotides long. RefSeq names its product stearoyl-CoA desaturase 5 (gene Scd5). Gene Ontology annotation, molecular function: stearoyl-CoA 9-desaturase activity; iron ion binding. NCBI's taxonomy places the organism in Eukaryota, Metazoa, Chordata, Mammalia, Rodentia, Muridae. Gene Ontology annotation, biological process: unsaturated fatty acid biosynthetic process. The record is from RefSeq and is a predicted model, not a curated record. Gene Ontology annotation, cellular component: endoplasmic reticulum membrane.
AUGGAGAAGAUCAUUAGGCUUCUAGGCCUACAAGCCUACUUCUGCUUCCUCCUGACUGCCCUGUGUGUGACGGCCGGUGGCCACCAUCUGUGGAGUCACAGGUCCUACAAGGCCAAGCUGCCUCUCAGGAUAUUUCUGGCUGCUGCCAACUCCAUGCCAUUCCAAAACGACAUCUUGGAGUGGGCCAAGGGCCAUCAAGCCCACCACAAGCACUCAGAGACAUUUGCGGACCCCCAUAACGCCUGUUGAGGCAUCUUCUUCUCCCACGUUGGGUAGCUGCUGGUCUGCAGGCAUCAGGAUGCCAUUGAGAAGGGCAAGAAGCUGAUGCUGGAUCUGCUUGCUCUGCUUGUUGACCCUGUGGUCCAGUUCCAGAGAAAGUGAUACACUGUGCCUUUGAGUAAGGUCCUGAUUUGUUUUCUUUUGCCCAGGUUACAGCCUUGGUACAACUGGGGAUGAAGUCUAUGGAAUUCCUUCUUUGUAACUUCCAUUCUCUGAUACAUUGUUGCCCUCAAUGGCAUCUGGCUGGUCAACAGCGCUGCCCAUGUAGGAAAGCAGACCUAUGACAAGCAAAUCAGCCCUCAGAAGAAACUACAUGCUCUGGGAGCCACUGGUGAAGGCUUCCGCAAUUACCACCACCCUCUCCCUUUUGACUUCUCUACAAGCAAAUUUGGCUUAAAUUUCAACCCAACCAACUGGUUCAUUGACGUCAUGUGCUUCCUGGGACUGGCCACUGACCACAAACGGGUGACCAAGCAGAUGACUAAGGCCUGCAAGGCCAUGACUGGUGAUGGCAGUGGCUGA